Micromonas commoda is the source of this 651-nucleotide messenger RNA. RefSeq lists its product with no specific name. The coding region runs from base 1 to 651 and encodes 216 amino acids. Gene Ontology annotation, biological process: dUDP biosynthetic process; dTDP biosynthetic process; dTTP biosynthetic process. The transcript has a single exon. Lineage: Eukaryota; Viridiplantae; Chlorophyta; Mamiellophyceae; Mamiellales; Mamiellaceae. Gene Ontology annotation, molecular function: dTMP kinase activity; ATP binding. Gene Ontology annotation, cellular component: cytosol; mitochondrion; nucleus. The record is from RefSeq and is a predicted model, not a curated record.
AUGGCCGUCCCCAAGGCUGCCGCGCGAGGCGCCUUCAUCCUCUUCGAGGGCGUCGACCGCUGCGGUAAGACCACCCAGUCCACCAAACUGGUCGAGUCCCUCAAGGCUGCCGGCGUCAACGCCGAGCUGUGGCGGUACCCCGACAGGACCACGGAGAUGGGCAAGAUGAUCAACGCGUACCUCCAAUCCUCCCUGGACAUGGACGACGGAGCCAUCCACCUGCUGUUCAGCGCCAACCGCUGGGAGAAACGCGCCGCCAUGGAGAAAGCCCUGGGCGACGGCGUCACACUCGUCGUGGACAGGUACUCCUACAGCGGCGUGGCGUUCACCGCCGCGAAGGAGGUCCCGGGCCUCGACCUCGAGUGGUGCAAGGCUCCCGAGCGAGGGCUGCUCCGGCCAGACGCCGUGCUCUACCUCGACAUGCCCGUCGACGCGGCCAAAACCAGGGGGGGGUUCGGGGAGGAACGAUACGAGACCGGCGAGCUGCAAGAGCGCGUGAGGACACACUUUCGUGUCUUGCGCGAGGACUGGUGGACGAUAAUCGACGCGAGCGGCACGAUCGACGACGUCCACUCAAAGUGCGCCGCCGCCGCCGACGAAGCCAUUCAGCGGUGCCGCGAGGGCGCCGAGCUCGCCAGGCUCUGGGACUGA